Messenger RNA from Anthonomus grandis grandis, 747 nucleotides. RefSeq names its product eukaryotic translation initiation factor eIF1 (gene eIF1). Gene Ontology annotation, molecular function: RNA binding; ribosomal small subunit binding; translation initiation factor activity. Gene Ontology annotation, cellular component: eukaryotic 43S preinitiation complex. Gene Ontology annotation, biological process: translational initiation. Bases 163 to 495 code for a protein of 110 amino acids. The transcript is spliced from 3 exons. Lineage: Eukaryota; Metazoa; Arthropoda; Insecta; Coleoptera; Curculionidae. The record is from RefSeq and is a predicted model, not a curated record.
AUUUCAUUUUAUUCGGCAUCGGCAACGUCAAUUUUUCUAUUCGAAUAAUUUUCGUUUUCUCUCUACGGUCUGCAACUGAAGUUCACCAAAUUACCGGCCGAACAAAACCGUAACGUGCAGUUUGCAGAUAAUUUCUUUUCCAGUUCGUUUUUUGAAUAUCGUAUGUCCAUCCAGAAUCUUAACACAUUUGACCCCUUUGCUGAUGCCAGUAAGGGUGCUGAUGAUGAUGUUCAAGACGGACUUGUUCAUAUAAGGAUCCAGCAGAGAAACGGUCGCAAGACUUUAACCACUGUUCAAGGUCUCUCCUCAGAGUAUGACCUGAAAAAAAUUGUUCGAGCUUGCAAAAAAGAAUUUGCUUGCAAUGGUACUGUAGUUGAACACCCCGAGUACGGAGAAGUGUUGCAGCUACAAGGAGACCAGAGAGAGAACAUUUGCCAGUGGCUGACGAAGGCUGGCCUCGCCAAGCCUGAUCAACUCAAAGUCCACGGGUUUUAAAUUAUUAAAGAACAAAGCAUUAUGUGGCAGCAUCAUCCCAUCAUAACCCUUUUCUUUUUGCAAAAUAAAUUAAACAGUAAUAUGAACAGGUUGCGACAGCAACACCUGCAUUAUAACGGCAAAAUUGUUAGUUAGUGUAAUUUUGUACAAUAAUAAUAAUUUUAUAUAUGAUUGUGCCUUUAAGUAAAUAUAUUUGUUGUCAGAUCUGCGUUCACAAUUUAGUUCUUUGUCACAAUAAAUAGUAAUGGCUCA